AUGAUGAACUUGAAUCGAACGGUGGUGACUGAGUUUCUUCUCCUGGGAUUUUCUACCUCUCCAGAGAGGCAGGUUUUACUCUUUGUGGCACUGUUAGCCAUUUAUCUGGUCACUGUGGUGGGAAACCUCCUCAUUAUCCUUGUAACUUUGGUGGAUCCCACCCUUCACACCUCCAUGUACUUUUUCCUCUCUAAUUUGUCUGCCUUAGAGGUUGGUUACACCUCGGUCACUGUCCCCAAAAUGCUGGUGAGCCUCAUCUCAGGGGACAAACGCAUCUCCUUUGCUGGCUGUGCCAUGCAAAUGUGCUUCUUCCUUUGCUUUGGGAGCACAGAGUCUUCCUUUCUGGCCACGAUGGCGUAUGAUCGCUACGUGGCAAUAUGCAACCCCCUGUGUUAUCCCAUGAUUAUGAACAAGAAGGUGUGUGUUCUGCUGGCAGCCACUUCCUGGACAAUCGGCAUCCCAGCCCAGGUAGUGCAGACCGGUUUGGUGUUCACCUUACCCUUCUGUAGCUCCAAAGAGAUCAACCAUUUCUUCUGUGACCCGGCCCCUCUGCUGUUGCUGGCCUGUGCUGACACCUCCAUGAAUGAAACAAUGUCCAUGGCAAACCAGACAACGGUGACCGAGUUUAUUCUCCUGGGACUUUUCAGUGACCCGCAGCUCCAGACUUUCCUCUUCCUGGUGUUCCUAGUUAUUUACCUGACCACCCUAGGGGGCAAUGUGGCCAUCAUGUUGGUGAGAAGGGCUGAUCCCCACCUGGAUACCCCCAUGUAUUUCUUCCUUUCCCAUUUAUCCUUCUCAGAUAUCUGCUUCUCCUCAGUAAUGGUGCCUAAGAUGCUGGAGACCCUCUUAUCAGAGCGGAAAACCAUUUCUGUCAGCUGCUGCUUUGCCCAGAUGUUCUUCCUCCUCCUGUCAGGGUGUAGUGAGGUUUUCUUUCUCUCAGCGAUGGCUUACGACCGAUACGCUGCCAUCUGCGACCUGUUGCAUUAUAUCAGGACAAUGAGCAAACACGUCUGCAGUCAGCUGGUGGCCGGUGCAUGA
Molecule: messenger RNA, 1038 nt
Organism: Emys orbicularis (European pond turtle)
Lineage: Eukaryota; Metazoa; Chordata; Testudines; Emydidae
Product: olfactory receptor 10A2-like
Exons: 2
Coding region: 1-1038 (345 amino acids)
Biological process (GO): G protein-coupled receptor signaling pathway
Cellular component (GO): membrane
Molecular function (GO): odorant binding; G protein-coupled receptor activity; olfactory receptor activity
Source: RefSeq, a predicted model, not a curated record